AUCAAAAUUUUCAAUUAAAUCUCAAAUUUAUGAUUCCAUUAAGCAUGACAAGUAUUAAAGAGUGUUCAGAAAUCAAAAGUAAUAGAAAAUUAAUAAAUAUCAUCGCAGACAAUCUUACUUGCCCAAUUACUAAGCAAAUAACUGGAGAUUUUUUAAUUUUAACAUGUGGACAUUCUAUUAGUUGUUACGCUAUUAAUAAAUGGAGAGAAACAAUAACAAUUGAAAAUAGACCAUUUGAGUGCCCUUUUUGCAGAAUUGAUAUUGAUUUAAAUUCAACCUAUAACCUUCCAAAAAAUAAAAUAUUAGAAGGUUUAUAUGAGAAAUUAGAACAACAAGGUUAUUUUAAUAAGUUAUCUGAAGAACGGCAAAUAUUGCCAAAUAAAACUUAUAUGGUAGAAGACAAUUUAUUUUUAAAAUUUAACAAGUAUAAAAUAUUUCAAGGUUCUAUACUUUCAAAGUUUUCCGCACCAAUUUUUCAAAAGGUUCAACCAAAAGUUAUGCUACCGGCUUUUAACAAGGCAGCUAAAGCAGAACUACAAAAAGACCAUGAAGCAGUUAUAAUGUGGUUAAAAACAAUUCAACUUAAUAUAAACUCUAACCACAUCUUAUCCGUCACUAUUAACUCAAGUUUUACAAAUACAUCCAAAAAGCUAUUCAAUUCGAUGUAG
Dentiscutata erythropus is the source of this 668-nucleotide messenger RNA. The record is from the annotation of a GenBank genome assembly. Lineage: Eukaryota; Fungi; Glomeromycota; Glomeromycetes; Diversisporales; Gigasporaceae.